AAUAAAUGGCAACUAUAGUACCUAUAAACGUCGACCUGAAUAAGCUAUUUGAAGCAAAGCUAACUUACGGAUUUGAUCCUCUGAAAGAAGCAAUUGAGGGUUUGCUUAGAAAUCAAGAAUUGCAUAAUAAAAUGAUCCAGGAUCUUGUUGAGGAGCAAAAGGAAAAUUCAUUAACUAAAAAUCAGAACAAAGAUCUUUUAGAGAAGCUAAAUUCUCAAAAUGAUAAAAUUGAAAAUCUGGAGAACAACUUGAAAGACCAUGAAGACCGUAUCAAACAAUUGGAGGAUAAAUCAGAUGACCACGAAAAUCGUAUUAAGGAGCUUGAAGAGAAGCUUGAAAAUAGCAAGACUCACUAUGAUUACUCACAGACUGUUGUAAACAACGGUAAACAGAGACCAGUAGGCGAAGAACUCGAAAAUGAACUUAAACAUUUACUCUCAAGAGUAGACAAUACUGAGAAGAAUUUAGAAAAAUUGCUCAAAAAGAAGAGUGAUUUUAACUCUACGGUUCCAACUUCAGAAACCAUAGACAAUGAUGAUGAGGAAGACACUCGUGAGUCACUCGAAAACCAACUGCAGCUUAUCAAGACAAGACUCUCAAGGGUUGAAGAUUCCAAUAAUGAGCUCAAAAAUACUAUCAAAAAUUCCUCUGAUGAAAAAGAGGACGGAGAUGAAUCAGUAGACAAAAGCUACGCAGAUGAAGUAGACAAGAAUAUUCAAGAGCUUAGACAGAAGAUUAAAGAGAUUGAAGAGAAGCUUAAGAAGUUGAGGGAAAGCAAUAGGCCUAGCAAAAUGACCUCUUCUUCAGACACUAAAGGAAGCGAUUAUACUAAUGUCAUCAUUGACCUUAGUGAAAGAGUAGAAGCUCUUGAGCAAUCAAAUGAGAAGACUAUUGAAAGAGUUGAUGACCAUAACGAGAGGAUUGAAAAGCUUGAGAAGGAAACAGACAGCAACAAAGACAAGAUCAUGAAUAAUAAAAAUGACAUUAAUGAGCUGAAAGAUACGAUUGUUGAUAAAGUUGAUGCAGACUUGUUUGAUAAUGAGAUAUCUUAUCUCAAAGAACUAUUGAACCAAAUUGGAUCUUCUUCUGGUGAGAAAAUUGAAAUUCCUCAGCUUCCUCCUCCUAAAGCAGGACUCAGUACUAAGGAUGCAAAUAAAUUGAAAGAGUUGGCUGCUAAAGUACCUGAAUUAGAGAGACUUAUCAAUGACAUUCUUGAAAGACUUGGAAGAGCUGAAAAUAAUAUUGAGAAUCAUGAUAAGAAUAUAAAAGGACAUGACAAAUCAAUCGAAGAAAUAUGGGCAGAAUUAGCUAAAAAGGCAAAUACAAAUGAUUUAAAGGACUUGUUUGAUAGGCUGAACCAAUUAGAGAACGAUCUUGAGAAAUUAGUUGAAUAUAUGAACAACAAUGAUAAAGGAAAGCCAACUGCACUUCCAACAAUGGGCAAAUCUGAUGAUAAGAGACUGAAGAAUUUAGAAGAAAAAGUUGAAGAUCUGAGAAACCACUGUAAUCAAAGUUUAAGAGAUAUUGAAAAGACACUUGAGGCUCUCAAUAGUGAAUUGAAGGGAACUAACAAAGAUGUUAGUGACUUGAAGGAUGACUUAUUAAAACUUAUGCAGAAAAUAAACAAACUUGAGCAUAAGGUUAAUGCUUUGGCUGACCAAAAGCAAAAUAGUGACACCCCUGUAGCUGUUCAGACAGGAGCUGAUGCUGACAAGCUUGAAGAUCUCAGAAAACAACUCAAUGAACUCAGGAACGAUUACAGAAACUUCAAGAAUGAAGUAUUAAAUCAAUUCAACAAUGUCAAUAAUGAGUUAGAUAGGAAAGCAAACCUUGAGGACUUAGAGAACUUAAAGAAACUAUUGAAAAAUAAAUUAGAAGAUUUAGAGAAAGCUCUAAAUAAGACAAAGAAUGAUUUAAAGAGAGCACUUAGAAUUCUGAACGAUAAGAUCGCCAGAGGGGCAGAAGCAAGUCAACCUAAAGAGGAUAGAGAUGAUGCUAUGUUCUCAAAGAAGCCUCUCCAAGGAGUCAGCUGUGCUUCUUGUGAUAAGAACGUAGUGAACCUUCAAGGCCUUCCAGCUGAUUUCUACAACUGGAAGAAACUUCCUCAAUCAAAAGAUAGAAUUCCGAUGAUGGGACAAGGAUUCUCAAGAAUGCUCCAAUCCAUCAGUAAUGAGUACCUUGCACCAAGCCACUCUCCUGUAAAGACAUCUUACAAUGGAUUUAAAGAGGACUCAGUAGCCUCAGGAAGAUCAAAUCUAAAGAGAAGACCAGGAAGCGGAUCUGGAGGAGCAAAUAUGCAAGUUGAUGAUAUCGAGACUGAAGCAGCCAGCAAGAUGCUACCAAGCAUUAACCAAGGUAAAAACUAAGUCAUAAAUCAACUUAUUGGCA
Molecule: messenger RNA, 2388 nt
Organism: Moneuplotes crassus
Lineage: Eukaryota; Ciliophora; Spirotrichea; Euplotida; Euplotidae
Source: the annotation of a GenBank genome assembly